Messenger RNA from Acanthopagrus latus (yellowfin seabream), 2348 nucleotides. RefSeq names its product rho-related GTP-binding protein RhoA-C-like. Lineage: Eukaryota; Metazoa; Chordata; Actinopteri; Spariformes; Sparidae. The transcript has 5 exons. The record is from RefSeq and is a predicted model, not a curated record. Bases 82 to 663 code for a protein of 193 amino acids. Gene Ontology annotation, biological process: small GTPase-mediated signal transduction. Gene Ontology annotation, molecular function: GTP binding; GTPase activity.
UGUGCGCAUGCGUACCCGGGGUGGGCGGAGUUUUCCAGUCGGUCAGGAAGAGGAGAAAGGCGGACACAGAAACAUCAAGCGAUGGCUGCUAUCAGGAAGAAGUUGGUGAUAGUUGGAGAUGGUGCAUGUGGGAAGACCUGUCUGCUCAUCGUCUUCAGCAAGGACCAGUUCCCAGAGGUCUACGUCCCCACUGUAUUUGAGAACUAUGUGGCAGACAUUGAAGUGGAUGGGAAACAGGUAGAGCUAGCACUUUGGGAUACAGCUGGACAAGAAGACUAUGACAGACUGAGGCCUCUCUCCUACCCUGACACCGAUGUUAUUCUCAUGUGCUUCUCUGUAGACAGCCCUGACAGUUUAGAGAAUAUUCCUGAAAAGUGGACACCUGAAGUGAAACACUUCUGUCCGAAUGUUCCCAUCAUCCUGGUGGGCAAUAAAAAAGAUCUGCGCAAUGAUGAGCACACCAGACGCGAGCUUGCCAAAAUGAAACAGGAGCCAGUUAAACUUGAGGAGGGCAAAGACAUGGCGAACCGCAUCAGUGCCUACGGCUACCAAGAGUGUUCUGCCAAAACCAAAGAUGGCGUGAGGGAGGUCUUUGAGAUGGCAACUAGGGCAGCACUGCAGAGCAAGAAACGUUCCAAGAAGAACACCUGCCUUCUGUUAUAGGCUCUGAAAGAGGAGGGAGCUGCCGUCAAGCACAGAUGGAGAGGGCAUCUUCCGUUAAGAUUUGAUAAGGGGGAGAAUUUUGGGGGAGGGCCCUGUAAAGUUUUGCGGAUGCUCAAUUUCUGAUCACCCAAUAAUCCUCAGCAAAUUAAAGCAGGUUUCAAAUGAUUUGAUAGGCUUCUACACCUUGGUCCUCGUUCUAUACAUUAGGUUUUGUGCCAUUUUGCUUUUGUCUAUCAAAAACUUUCAGAUCUAUGAGUCUGUAGGGCAGGUGGUGGGGGGUGGGGGGGUUGACUUGAAGUUGAGUAGAUGUACGGGUUGAAAUGUGCCACAAUUGGAAUGAAGAGAGAAAAGGUCCUUACCAGGCCAAAGACAAUGGGGACAUGAGAGAGAUUAAAAAAAAGACAUACACAAAAAAUAGGGUUGAAUUAAGACCAUGUCUAAGUGGAUUUCACACAGUAUCGCCUACAUGUAGUGCCUUGAGAGCAGUGGUCACUAAGAGUAAGUUGUGGGGUAGGGAUUCCUAACUUAGAUGGGGUAUUAUUUUGUCAUUUGUAGUGUCCACACAUCAUAUUUGUGAAUGCUUUCUCCCUGUCAUUGGCUUGGCCUCUUCAGGCCCAUAUUCUGACUCAGGCUCUAUGCAGGGGUAUGCCUAAACUAGAUUGUAUGAGAUCUUUUCCCAUACUGAAUUACUUACCUGUACUUAAGAGAGUGGGUGUGUGUUUGCGUGCGUGUGUGCAACUGUAUGGUGGUUUGUUUUCUCCAGUGCAGGUCUGCAUGCAGUGAAUGUGUGUAUAUUUGUGUGGAUGUGUAUUAACAUACGUGUCAAUGUACUGUAUGCAUGGAAAGGCCUUCUGCGUCACUGACCUAACCCCUUGUUUCCAUGCCAAAGUUACCCCUGAUGGCCGUAUUUUAUGGCUCCGAUGGGUAAUGGAAUUAACAGCUAUUCAGAGUGACAUAGAAACCUUUACUUUACUGGAAGACAUUGUACUAUACCUAGAGGCACAAUCAGGUUAAACAUGUUAUCAGUUUUUAGGACCUUUUUUGUGUGUACCAGAGAUUCAUUUGAUUGUGUUAAUCAGUGGGUCAAAUCAUGAGUGGUUUAGUUGAUAAGUUGAAUAUUCCUUCACAUAGAUGAUAGGCUUAUGUUAUUACUCUAAAGUCCAUUAUGUACUGUAUGUCUUACAAGGCUUUGUAAGGACAUGUUAUUGAUGUGUAUUUCAAGUUUGCCUUUUACUCAACUUUCCCCAUUCCCCCAUUUAAUGAUAUUGUCAUUAUUGUAUUAUAACUUUUUAUUAUUGUUGUCUCUAAUUCUCCUAGUAUAUUUUAAUCAUUUUACGUAAACCUGCUGUUAUGAUCAGCUUAUGUCAGUUAUCUGAUAAAUUGUAACCGUAGUAUUCUGUUUAAUUAAACUGAAGGUCAAGCUUGGGUUUCGAGGCUGGAAGGCUCUGGGGGUGGGCUGCUAGAGCAGUUUGUUUGUCUUUUUUUUUUUUUUUUUUUUGUACUGUGACAUAUAACAAUUUUUGGAUUAUUAUUUUUUUUUCCCCCAAAUAAAGCUGAUAUUAGGGGUUUCUGUUGUAAGGUAUUUAUGUGUUAUUUGAUUCAUUCAUUUAUUAAUAAUUAACAAUCGUACCUACAUUUCUGGUAUUAAUUUACUUUUCCCAAAUAAAACACUCAUAAUUCGUCAA